GCCGCCAAAGGCACGGGGGCGUUUUCGUGCGGGUUUUGCGGACGGUCGGUUGCGGUGGAUGAGUGGUUGACGUCCCGCAGAACCACAGUCGUCCCGCUCUCCGGAGCCGGAGCGGUGGACCAUCAAAAAGAGAAAAGGGUGAUGUGCCAACAACCACUGGGGGGCAUCUGUCCUCUCUGCAACCUGUUCAACCCCUGAAGCUUAUGGGAUAGGAGUGUGUGUGCCCCUUCCCACCACUGCAGUCCCACUGGAGUCUUUAGUGCCAAAGCUGAGCUGCGUCGAAGGAGUAGAGAUGGGCAGCCCAGGCUGUGAGGUGGCUCUCACCGGGCCGGUGGAGCCAACCCUGGAACCGCUGUGUCCCGAGUGUGGUCAGAUCCACCGCAGCAGAGAGAACCACCUCUACAACUACAGGCUGGAGGUGGAUGACGACCUGGUGUGCCACAUUUGCCUGCAGCCACUGGUGCAGCCACUGGAUACACCCUGUGGACACACUUUCUGUGCCCGCUGUCUGCGUAGCUUCCUGCAGGAGAGGGACUUCUGUCCACUGGACAGGACGCGACUGCAGCUGCAGGCCUGCCGCAGGUCCAGCAUACUGGUUCACAAGCUGCUGGACAAGCUGUCCGUGACCUGUCCUCUGUCUCCAGUCUGCUCCCUCAGUAUGCCUCGCUGUGACCUGGAGGCACACCUUAAACACAGGUGCCCUGGGACCCGAUGUCAGCAGACCGGCGUGGAUGGCCUGAGAUGUGAGAGUGGUGAUGAACGAGGGACGGUGACCAGCCCCCCCAGGUCACCACGGUCCCCGCAGACAGACCUGAGGGACCGCACGCCUUCUCCACCAUCUGGACCUAAUAACGCCUGCAGCGACGGACCAGUGUGGACGGAGAACGCCGGCCUGGACAACCCUGCCUUUGAGGGGAGCACAGAGGAAGACAGUGUGGUUGGGUUGGAGUGUGUGGUCCCCAGAGUGAAGCGUCCCCUCAGUAAUCCUUGCAUCCACCUGCUGCGCUCGGUCAGUUCCACCUCCUCUGGAUGGGACUGUCCUGAGUCUCCGCCUCUGUCUGCUGAAGAAGGCUGCGUCAAGUUGCCCUCACUUCCUGAAGGAGAGAUAACUGCCAUCGAAGUUCACCGCUCAAACCCUUAUGUGGAGCUGGGCAUCAGUAUCGUUGGGGGGAACGAGACGCCGCUCAUCAACGUCGUGAUUCAGGAGGUGUACAGAGACGGGGUCAUUGCACGAGAUGGGAGGCUGCUGGCUGGAGAUCAGAUCCUACAGGUGAACAAUGUCGACAUCAGUAACGUCCCCCACAGUUUUGCUCGUUCAACCCUGUCGCGCCCCUGCACCACCCUGCAGCUGACCGUGCUCAGGGAACGCCGCUGUGCCUCCCGGGCUCCUCCUUCCUCCUCCUCUUCCUCUUCCACUCCUGCUGUACCGACCGCUCCCUGCUCCACUCCAGAGGGAUCCUCUCCUUCGAGCCCCACCACGCUGAGAAUCACCCUGCAUAAGCGGGACUCCACAGAGCAGCUCGGCAUCAAGCUGGUGCGACGAACAGAUGAGUCAGGAGUGUUUGUGCUGGACCUCCUGGAAGGAGGCCUGGCAGCCAAGGAUGGCAGGCUGCGGAGUAAUGACCGUGUUUUGGCUGUCAACGACCAAGAUCUGUGCCACGGCACCCCAGAGCAGGCGGCUCAGAUCAUACAGGCCAGUGGAGACCGAGUCCACCUCCUUAUAUCCCGGCCCAGCAAACCAACUCCACCACCACCAAAAUCAAGUUCCACCAGAGACCUUUACUGCCUUGAUCACUUCCUGCCUAACCACAGCUGCACCCCGAGUCCUGUGCCAAUGCAUCUGUCUCGCACCAGCACACACAGAGACCUUUCCCAGUGUUUGACCUGUAAGGAGAAACACAUUAAUGUAAAGAAGGAGCCACAUGAGUCUCUGGGCAUGACUGUCGCUGGUGGAAGGGGCAGCAAAAGUGGGGAGCUACCCAUUUUUGUCACCAGUGUCCAACCACACGGCUGUCUGUCGAGGGACGGACGAAUCAAACGAGGCGACAUUCUGCUGAGCAUCAACGGCCAGGAUCUAACCUACCUGAGCCACAGUGAGGCAGUAGGCACAUUGAAGGCCAGCGCUGCCUCACCCUCAGUCCAGCUUCGGGUGCUGGAGGUCACCAUGGUGGAAGAACACGACCACGACGAGCUGCUGCCCCACAGUCAUGACAGCGACUUUGACGCCAACUGGUCUCCAUCGUGGGUCAUGUGGUUGGGCCUGCCUAGCUAUCUGCACAGUAGCCACGAGAUCGUGUUACGGAGGAGUCACCCUGGCAGCUGGGGUUUCAGCAUCGUCGGCGGUUACGAGGAGAAUCACGGCAACCAGGCCUUCUUCAUCAAGACCAUCGUCCUUGGAACACCUGCCUACUACGACGGUCACUCUAGGUGUGGUGACAUGAUUGUGGCAGUCAACGGCCUUUCCACCACAGGAAUGAGCCACUCUGCGCUGGUGCCCAUGUUGAAGGAGCAGCGCAGCCGGGUGGCCCUCACUGUGGUCUCCUGGCCGGGCAGUCUGGUAUAGCUGGGCCUGAUCAGGGGCAGUGCUGGGCUCCACGCUAACUCCCACCAGAAUGUUCUAUAUUGGGAACGACCUUGGCCAAAGUGAACUGGUACGCGCUACUGUACAUCGCUCCAUACCGGGCUUAAUCCAGGACCAAAUGCAUUCAGAACUGUAAUAGACCCAGCAGGACCAAGCCUGUCCUGACCGGGUGGGACCUGAUCCAGAUCGUGCCACGUCACUCGACAGACUGCUCUCACACACACACUGCUGUGUUCAUAUGUUCAUGUUGUCUUCGCUCCCACAGGGAGAAUGGUACUGUAACUGUUAACAGGCGGUCUGUGCUGUAUUCAUCUCACCGGGCAGUUGUAGAUUGCAGGGCUGUAUUCAGGUGGAUGCAUCAUUGCAGGUAGACGUAGAAUUUAAAAUAACGUAGCCCAUUGUCCUGCAUCACCUGGGAUGUGAUCAUGUUAAAUCAAGAUGUUCUGCAACUCCAGCGCUGCAUCCAUCUGAAUAAGCCUCAGGCCUUAUUAGAAAAACCUGCCUCACACUUAGGCCUCAUCACCUUCACAACCAGCUGUCCAUCAGCUGGACUUUUAUACAUGUGUGAAUGUGUGUUUGUUUAAUAAACGUGUCCUUCGAAGGAAUCAUCCUUCUUUAGCAUGUUUCUUUCACAAGUGAUCAGAUCAUGGAAGUUUAGCAUCUUUACACGAGAAAAAACAUUUUACUAUAGUCAAAAUCGGGAGGUUUGGGGGGAAAAAAAUGCCUUGAAACAGACAAAAGGUGGCUUUAAUAUCCCUGUUUAUUUCUACAAAACCUAAAUGCAAAAAGAAAAGCAGGGCUGCUGUAGCACAAAACAUGCAUU
Molecule: messenger RNA, 3404 nt
Organism: Cynoglossus semilaevis (tongue sole)
Lineage: Eukaryota; Metazoa; Chordata; Actinopteri; Pleuronectiformes; Cynoglossidae
Gene: lnx2a
Product: ligand of numb-protein X 2a
Exons: 11
Coding region: 293-2563 (756 amino acids)
Molecular function (GO): protein binding; ubiquitin-protein transferase activity; metal ion binding
Source: RefSeq, a predicted model, not a curated record